Messenger RNA from Pelecanus crispus (Dalmatian pelican), 1092 nucleotides. The record is from RefSeq and is a predicted model, not a curated record. Lineage: Eukaryota; Metazoa; Chordata; Aves; Pelecaniformes; Pelecanidae.
AUGCCCUGGAGCGCGUGCCGGCGUCUGGAGCAAAGACUGGGCUAUUUGGCCGGCGUCAUCCAUUUGUCGUCUUCUGCGCUCUUAAUCCUGUUGGUGUGUGAGUUAGCUGUAAGGAGGCUAGCUAGACCUUUGGUUUCUAGAAAGGUGCAUCGUUUUCUGUCGCUUCCAGCUGAUCUUACCAAGAUGCAUCUUACCGACAAUCCUCAUCCUCAGGUGACUCACGUCCCUUCAAGCCAGUCGGGAUGUAGCUUUGCCAGUGAUUCUGGGAGCAGCAGCCUGUCUGAUAUAUAUCAGGCUACAGAAAGUGAGAUGGGAGACGUUGAUUUAACGGGUCUUCCAGAAGCACCUGUAGACUCUGAAGAUGAAGAAGAAGAAGAGGAUGAAGAUAUUGACAGGACUUCAGAUCCGCUUCUAGGGCGAGAUGUUGUACGAGAGUGCCUUGAGAAAGAGCCUGCAGAUAAAACUGAUGAUGAUAUUGAGCAAUUAUUGGAAUUUAUGCACCAACUCCCUGCCUUUGCAAACAUGACUAUGUCUGUGAGAAGAGAACUUUGCUCAGUGAUGAUAUUUGAAGUAGUAGAGCAAGCAGGAGCCAUCAUACUUGAAGACGGCCAAGAACUCGAUUCUUGGUAUGUUAUUUUAAAUGGCACAGUGGAAAUCAGCUAUCCUGAUGGGAAGAGUGAGAGUCUCUGUAUGGGAAAUAGUUUUGGGAUUACUCCCUCUCUGGACAAACAGUACAUGAAUGGAGUGGUCAGAACCAAAGUAGAUGAUUGUCAGUUUGUGUGUAUAGCCCAGCAAGACUACUGGAGGAUUCUGAACCACGUGGAAAAAAACACUCAUAAAGUGGAGGAAGAAGGAGAAAUUGUUAUGGUAAAGGAGCACAGGGAGCUGGAUCGCAGUGGAACCAGAAAAGGACACAUAGUUAUCAAGGCAACACCCGAGCGGCUCAUCAUGCACUUAAUAGAAGAACAUUCUAUUGUGGAUCCAACCUACAUCGAAGAUUUCCUUUUAACGUACAGAACGUUUCUAACAAGCCCCCUGGAAGUUGGAAAUAAACUCUUGGAGUGGUUCACAGUGGACAGCCUCAGGGAUAAG